Plectropomus leopardus (leopard coralgrouper) is the source of this 243-nucleotide messenger RNA. The record is from RefSeq and is a predicted model, not a curated record. NCBI's taxonomy places the organism in Eukaryota, Metazoa, Chordata, Actinopteri, Perciformes, Serranidae.
AGGAAGGCGCUCCUGCUGCUGAAGAAGAAACGAUACCAGGAUCAACUGCUGGACAAGACCGAGAACCAGAUCGGGAACCUGGAGCGCAUGGUCCAGGACCUGGAGUUCGCUCAGAUCGAGGCGAAGGUCAUUCAGGGGCUGAAAGUCGGAAACGAGUGUCUGAAGAAGAUGCACGAGGUGAUGUCCAUCGAGGAGGUCGAGCGGAUCAUGGAUGAAACUCAAGACGCCAUCGAGUACCAAAGG